Solanum stenotomum is the source of this 1292-nucleotide messenger RNA. RefSeq names its product patatin-like protein 2. The record is from RefSeq and is a predicted model, not a curated record. Gene Ontology annotation, biological process: lipid metabolic process. The transcript has 7 exons. Gene Ontology annotation, molecular function: glycerophospholipase activity; monoacylglycerol lipase activity. NCBI's taxonomy places the organism in Eukaryota, Viridiplantae, Streptophyta, Magnoliopsida, Solanales, Solanaceae. Bases 14 to 1228 code for a protein of 404 amino acids.
UUUGGAUAUUCCGAUGGAAAACAAAGGUGCAGGUCGAGUAGCAAUGCCGCCUCCCACCAGAGGGAAGCUAAUAACCAUUCUCUCCAUCGAUGGAGGAGGAAUUAGAGGAAUCAUUCCCGGGGUUAUCCUUGCAUACCUUGAAUCACAACUUCAGGAAUUGGAUGGUGAAGAUGCAAGAAUCGCAGAUUAUUUUGACUUGAUAGCAGGAACAAGCACGGGUGGCCUUGUAACAGCCAUGUUAGCUGCACCGAACAAAGCUAAACGCCCUCUUUAUGCUGCCAAAGAUAUUACUCCUUUCUAUCUUGAGCACUCCCCCAAAAUCUUUCACCAGAUCGGUGGACCAUUUGGUGGGGUGAUAAAUCUAACGAAAAUGUUGAACGGACCAAAAUAUGAUGGGAAGUAUCUUCACACACUUAUAAAGGGACUACUAGGAGGUACCAGGUUGCAUGAUACCUUAACUGCCGUCGUAAUUCCAACUUUUGACAUCAAGGAACUUCAGCCUGUCAUCUUCAGCUCAUAUGAGACAAAAUCAAAACCUGUUUCGGAUGCGGAAUUGGCGGACAUUUGCAUUAGUACCUCGGCAGCGCCAACGUUUCUACCUCCCCAUAGUUUCAAGACCAAGGAUGCUCAAAAUAAUGAACAUGAAUUCAACCUAAUUGAUGGUGGUGUGGCUGCUAAUAACCCGACAUUGAUCGCAAUUGGUGAGGUGACAAAGCAAGUACUGAUGAAGCAUGAAGACUUAUUUCCUAUCAAGCCCAUGGAAUAUGGUCGUUUUCUAGUGAUCUCACUGGGGACAGGCAAUGCAAAGAACGAGGGAAAAUACAAUGCUAAAAUGGCUGCGAAAUGGGGAUUACUUAGCUGGCUAACUCAUGACAACUCCACACCAAUCAUUGAAGCUUUUAAUCAAGCAAGCGCUGAUAUGGUUGAUUAUCACAACUUUGUGGUUUUCAAAGCUCUUCAAUCGGAUGAUCAAUACCUCCGAAUCCAGGAUGACACUUUGACAGGGAACUUGGCCUCAGUUGAUAUAGCGACAAAGGAAAACUUAGAAGGCCUCGUUAAGGUAGGAGAACGGUUGCUGGACAAACCAACUUCCAAGAUAAACUUAGACAAAGGAGUUUAUGAAGCAGUUGAGAACGGAGGAACCAACAAGGAAGCUCUUCGAAGGUUCGCAAAGACACUUUCAGACGAGAGAAAGUUCCGCCAGUCCAAUGCCGGCCAGUCUAAAUGAAAUUGUAUUGUCAUUCAUUUUAAUGUAUUGUUUGUUUCAGUUUAAUAAUAUUCCGACUUAGCCA